Molecule: messenger RNA, 2821 nt
Organism: Solea senegalensis (Senegalese sole)
Lineage: Eukaryota; Metazoa; Chordata; Actinopteri; Pleuronectiformes; Soleidae
Exons: 4
Coding region: 1037-1675 (212 amino acids)
Source: RefSeq, a predicted model, not a curated record
GUGUGUAAAAUUCAUGCAGCAGAAUAUCUCUCACCUCACCCUUCCCUUUCAAGUGUGUUGGAAUAUAUGUCGCCUUCAGUUAGCGUUAAAUCUCAAAACUGUUUAGUUUGUCCCUUGUGGGUUGUUGUAAGCAUAGCGGUGCAAAAUGGUGGCCUCUGUAGUGCUGACCUGGACAUAAUGGACAUUUACUCUGAUAUUAUAUGUUCAGAGAAGAGCAAUAUUCACCCACUGUUCUGGACGAUGAGGUACAGAGACACAAAUAGACACCUGGACAUCAUUGUUUCUAUUUUGUAAAUGUUAAUUCAGGGAGAACUGGACAUUUUAAAAUAGUAUAUCUAAAAAUCUUCUCCCAGUAAGAAAGGCAGUUUCAUCAUCUCUCUCUCUCUUACUUUGUAAAGGUUAAUGGAAGUGAAAAUUAUUCCACUUGAAUAAUAACUUGUGACCAUGAUGUCUCUUCACACGGAGGACUGGUGUUCACCACUGUGCUACCCCACCACUUCCUGCUUGCCUUUUUGCCCACUGAAAAAAAGAGAUGAAUGCACGAUCGUCCACUUUGAUCUAAGUUUUCACACAUGCUCAUAACAAGCAUGCACAAUGUAGAACUUUCCAACAGGCCAAACUAUUACUCUAUUUAUUGUUAUAUGUGAUAGAUAUUAGGAUUAAGAUAACCUCCAGUCUGUGUGUUUGGCGCAUGCGCUGUUCGUAAUCAAAGCACAGUUGUUAUCUAUGUUAUCUAUUAUCUAUGACACUAUCAAAGCACUGUCGUCAUUAAAGUGCAGUUUGUCAUCACAGCUUUGCUAUCAAAGCCCCUUUGUUAUGUUAACCUCUGUCUAACUACUAAUCAUCAGAACUUGUAGGAUUUGUCGGUGUACAACCUAACUGUGUGUGUGUAAUAAAACUUCAUAAAGACACUUCAGUUGUUCCCGCCGUACUUGUUCUGGUUUUAUGGAGCUGAAAGGAUCAGUUUAGUAAGAAUCUGGACACACAUGUGAAAGCUGCAAACUGGAUCAAACUGGAGGCUGAGCAGUGGAAGGACAUGGAAGCUGUGUUUGGACUGUUGCUGAUGCUGCUCGGAGUCGCUCACGGUGUGGAGACCCACUGUGAUGGCAGACAGGAUGGAGCUCAGUGUUAUGGAGCUGUGGGAGGAACUGUGUUCAUUCGGCUGAUGGACAUAAUCCCACCAAGAUUUACUUUGCAGAAAAGCAGAACAAGAAUUUUGCGCUGGAAAAAUAAAACAGUUUCUAUUUAUGUGUUAAAAAACAGAUCCUCCUUUGAUCCCAGUAAUGGAACAUUUAGAAUCAGUAAUCUGCACAAAAAUGACAGUGACAAAUAUUUACUUGAAAUUCAAAAUUCAAAUGGAGUGAUGGUAGAGAAUCGGGCUCUACACUUGUCCAUUCAAGUGUUUGCAGCCACUAACACACUGAAUGUUGAGCCCACCACGGUCACAGACACUACUGCUGAGUAUUUGCCAGUGAUGGCUGGUGUACUUUCAGCACUGGUACUUCUCUUAGUGCUUGGUGUAUUUGUCUUCAGAAGAAAAAAAAAAACUAGUGCCAAAGAGGAAGAGGAUGAAGAGGAAUUAACCUAUACAGAUGUCAGGGUUGUGCAGAGGAGGCACAUACAGCAGAGGGACGAGGGGGAGGUGGAGUACGGACAAGUCAGGAUUUCAGAGUGACCUCAGCGGGCUGUUGAACGAACUACAGACGACUGUGUCUAUGCUCAGGUGGUUGUCAAGAAUCAGCGAUCAGUUGCAUUAAUUUCUUAUCUUUUCGUGUCCCCCUUAAUGUUUAAGCAAUGUUUGAAAUCCUUGUUAAAAAUCUGUAAAGUCAUGUCUCUGUGUGCCAUCAGGGCAUUUAUGUUGGUCAAUCAUCUUUUAAUUUACUGUAAAUGUAAAACCAAUGUGGAGGGAUUAAUUGAGGAUUGAGUCGUGUGUGUAUGUGUGAAGAUAAGAGAAAUGUAAAUUUGCAUUUAACAAGAAAUCUUUUUCCCCCAUUAUUUAAGAUCUUUGCAGUCUUACCAAAUGGUUUAUCAUGGUUCAUCAUUUCAUGGCGAUCAUUUUCUGGUAGAGAACUAAUAUUUAAGGUUUUCACGGCUUAUGUGCAAACUAACUUAAAUGAAGACAUUCUAUUAUUACUUAAAACUGUGAAUUAGCAGCAGAGGAUUUUUUAAAAGCCAUAGUUGUUCACAUAGUUUUUCUCCGUUACUAACGUGACUAGAAUUAAGCUGCGUUUUGGUUUUACACUCUCUCUCAUACACACACCCACACAGAAACUCUGUAUAUAUACUGUACUCCUAGUUAAGUAACAAUAUCUUAUUUUAUAUUAACUGUCAAAGGUAAAUGUAUGUUUUGGGGUGGAUAUUUUCAGCUAUAGAGGCAGCUGAUUUCAAUAAUAAGUAGUUUCCUGAGCAAGCUUUAAGUUAAUCAGUAUAAAACUUCUAUCUGUGAUAAUAGGUGUCUCAUCAUGUGGACAUCUUGCUUUGAUUGAAUGAUGAUUUAAUACUGUGCACACAUGAGCCCUCAAUGGGUUUUUUGCGCAGAAGCUAUUGACAUGACACGGCAGGAAAACCACAGGUGUUAUGGUUAACUGUAACUGUCUUGACUUACAUCUUGGACCCUCUGUUUCACCGAUUGUCCACUGAUCUAUGCACAUUUACACGUUUACUUGUUUACCGUUGUUUUUCAUCUAUUGUCGAGUGUAAGGGCAGAUCUAUGUAAACUUUCUAUACAAAUUGUACAACAUUAUAAUUGACUAUAAGUGCAUACAAGCACACAUUUUGUAUAUGAACCUACCCAGCUAACAUUAAAAGAUUUUACAAUGAA